GAAGGGGGACAGAAAAUGCCAGCAAUUCUCGUGGCCUCGAAGAUGAAGUCGGGGCUGCCCAAGCCCGUUCACAGUGCCUCUCCUAUCCCGCACACAGCAGCCAGGGCUUUACAGCAACCCUGUUACCUGAAGCUGGAGACCAAGGAGGAGGUGACCAAGCCAACAUAUUCGAACUCUUCACAUGGACUGGAUGCUGAAUGGGAAGGAAUUCUGCAAGGAAAGCUUGCCUCUGCUGAAAACGGCUUUGAUACUCAGAUUUACACCGACUGGGCCAAUCAUUACCUGGCAAAGUCCGGCCACAAGCGGCUCAUCAGAGACCUACAGCAGGAUGUGACGGAUGGGGUGCUACUGGCUGAGAUCAUCCAGGUUGUGGCGAAUGAAAAGAUUGAAGAUAUCAAUGGCUGUCCGAAGAAUCGAUCACAGAUGAUUGAAAAUAUUGAUGUGUGCCUGAGUUUCUUGGCUGCCAAAGGAGUUAAUAUACAGGGUCUUUCAGCAGAAGAAAUCCGGAAUGGAAACCUGAAGGCCAUCCUGGGUCUCUUCUUCAGUCUUUCCCGAUAUAAGCAGCAACAACAGCAGGCACAGAAGCAGCAGCAUCAGCCCUCAGUUGUCUGCCAGCAGCAGGUGCCUCAGCAUCUUCCUCCUCAGCAUUCCCAGUGUCAGCUUGGCCUUCAGCAACAGGCACAGGGCACACCUUACACCCAACCUCACCACCAAGUGCAACCACAGUGCCAACAGAAAGCACAGUUGGAAAUGCAGUCAAGGCUUCCAGCACCCACCACGAGAUUGUCAGCUGCAGGCAGUGAGACCAAGACUCGUGUGUCCACCAAUGCCAACAACAGGCGCAGUCAGAGCUUUAACACCUUCGAUAAAUCCAAAUCUGGUCAUAAUCCAGCAGUAAGCAAUGACAAAGUUCCAGAACCAGCAGACAACACAUCUCAGCAGCCAGGAAUGAAUGAGAAUGUACAGUCUUCUGCAAACAGCAGUAACAGUGGGGUCUCCUCGGCCAUUCCCCAGCCCAACUCUGCCAAGCCCUGGCGCAGCAAAUCACUCAAUGCCAAGCACACUGCCACGUCUUCCAUGCUAUCUGUGAAGCAGCCCCAGCAGGAGCCUCCUAAGCCUCCAGUUGAGCCCACUGCCAAGAACAAUGCCAACAACCAGAAGUCCAUGCUGGAGAAACUGAAGUUGUUCAACAGUAAAGGUGGCUCCAAGGCCGGUGGAGCCAGCCUGGAGAACUCAGGGUCUCGUGAGGGCAGCUGCGAGCGACAGGAGCCCACUUCUAACUGUAUGGACCUCGGCGACACAGAUGGGCCGGCCAAAGGCGUCAGCGGUGCCGCGCCUUCCUCGAACAGCCCAAAAAUUGCACUAAAAGGCAUCGCACAAAGGACCAUCAGUCGUGCACUGAGCAAUAAGAAGAGCUCACCCAAGGGCAGUGAAAAGGAGAAAGAGAAGCAGAAAGAGAAGGAGAAAGACAAAGCAAAGGAGGUCUCCAAAAGAGCGUCCAUGUCAGAAAAGAUUGAAGCAGACAAGGAGACCAAAGAGGAGUCACAGGCUGCUGCUUCUGAAAUGCCAAAAAAGUCCUCCAAGAUCUCAAGCUUUAUCCCAAAAGGAGGGAAGUUGAGUGGAGCCAAAAAAGAUCUGGCCACCCCUCAGCAGAGCGGUAUACCAAAACCAGGGCUGAAAACACCCACAGGGAAAUCUACAAGUGCCCAAGCUCCUGCAAAGGAUGGCGAGAGAGCACGAAGUGGAAAGCCGGGUGUUGGAGUCGCACUGCAGAAAGCGCAGUUGGACAGCAAGAAUUCCAGUUCCAGUAGUUUAGCCUCCUCGGAAGGAAAGGGGGCUGGGGGGACACCCCCUGUCAACAGUAACAAUGUUCAGGCUGCCACCACAGUGAGCACAACCCAAACAACAGGAAGUAACACAGUCAGUGUACAGCUACCUCACCCACAGCAGCAAUACAGCCAUCCCAACACUGCCACUGUUGCUCCAUUCAUGUACAGGUCACAGACAGACAAUGAAGGAAAUGUAAUGACUGAAUCUGGUACAGGGGGAGUGAACAUGGAUACCGUGCUGUACAGCAAAAAUGGACAAACCUGCAUCGAAGAUCUGCCUGGAGAGGACCCAGAGACUCGAAGAUUACGAACUGUCAAGAACAUUGCCGACCUUCGCCAGAACUUAGAAGAGACCAUGUCCAGUCUACGAGGGACACAGAUCACACACAGCACGUUGGAAACGACAUUUGAUAGCAGCGUUACCACAGAGAUCAGUGGCCGCAGUAUACUCAGCAUGACGGGGAGGCAAACUCCGUUGUCGUGGCGACUGGGCCAGUCCAGUCCUCGCCUCCAGGCGGGAGAUGCACCAUCAAUGGGAAAUGGAUAUCCUCCACGGGCCAAUGCCAGCCGGUAUAUACACCCCGAGUCAGGCCGCUAUAUGUACACCACUCCUCUGAGGAGGCAGCUGGCCUCACGCAGCAGCAGUGUAUGUCACUCCGAUAUUCCCGACAAGAGUGGUGAUGAGAUCGAUCUUGAGGGUGUCAACAUGGAUGUAGCUGGAUAUAUGAGCGAUGGAGAUGUCCUGGGCAAGAACUUGCGGACUGACGAUAUUGCUAGCGGAUAUUUGACAGAUGGUGGGCUGGGACUCUAUACUCGUCGACUUAACCGCUUGCCGGACGGAAUGGCUGCCGUGCGAGAGAAUGUUCAGCAUAACACAUCCAUAGGCCUGGGUGACGCAGACAGCUGGGAUGACAGCAGCUCUGUCAGCAGUGGAAUCAGCGACACAAUAGACAACCUCAGCACUGACGAUAUCAACACAAGUUCCUCCAUCAGUUCGUAUGCCAACACCCCGGCCACGUCCCGGAAAAACCCCAGUAGCCAGCUACAGACAGAUGCAGAGAAGCAUUCAGACAGAAACUCCACUUGGUCUGGUGAAGAGCUAAAACGAUCGGACGGCGGAUCAGACAGUGGAAUAAAGAUGGACUCCAGCACGAAGUGGAGGCGUAACCCAUCGGAUGUUUCCGAUGAGUCAGAGAAAAGCUGCUCAAAUAAAAAGACGACGGUAAUUUCCCAGACAGGAUCGUGGCGUCGAGGGAUGACUGCUCAAGUUGGAAUCACCACGCCAAGGGCUAAGACGUCUGCAAACACACUAAAAGGGCAUGGUGCAGCAAAAACUGAUGAUGCUAAGGUGUCAGAAAAAGGGAGGUUGUCCCCUAAGUCUACAAAUGUUCAUGGCUCUCCUUCAGAAGUUGGCCGCAGUAGUGGAGACGAAGGGAAGAAACCUCCUUCCAAUGCCUCACGUUCAACCGGAGGAACAAACACUUUUGGUUUCAAGAAGCAUGGAGGCUCUUCAGGGGGCAUCACCAUGAUAACAGCAAGUGGAGCCACUAUUACCAGUGGCUCUGCAACCCUUGGCAAAAUCCCUAAGUCAUCAGGCCUUGUGGGUAGAACAUCUGGUAGAAAAGCCAGUGUUGACGGCUCCCAGAACAAUGAGGAGAAUUACCUUAUACUAAAUUCACGCACUAACUUGCAGUACCGGAGCCUGCCUCGACCCAGCAAAUCAAAUAGCCGGGGGACUGGGAACCGAUCUAGUACCAGCAGCAUAGACUCUAACAUCAGCAGUAAAUCAGCAGGUCUUCCUGUUUCAAAACUGAAAGAGCCAUCUAAGGUAGCCUCAGGCAACACAGUGCCUCCGUUACCUAACCAGACUGAUAAAGAGAAAGGUGUAUUGUCUGAUACAGAGAGUGUGGCUUCAUCAAACUCUGUCAAAGCAAAUCCUUCACAAAUUGCAACCAGCAGCUCUCAGACUGCUCGACAGCAAGGUUCGAAAUACCCUGACAUAGCGUCCCCCACCUUACGCAGACUGUUCGGGGUCAAGCCAAGUGCUAAGCAAGCGCCUGUCACAACAUCUGAAAACAUGAAGAAUUCCACCAUCAUCUCCAAUCCCCAUGCCACCAUGAGCCAGCAGAGCAGCCUGGAUUCUCCACCGUCGUGCUUAGGCAGUGGAGGAAGCAGCCCACUCUAUAACAAGACCACAGACAUGAUACAGUCUCCCUUAGCUUCCAGUCCAGCGUCAGUCCAUUCCAACGGUGCACCUUGGGGUGCCAGUCUGACCAGUUCGUCUACCAUUAGUAAGGAGGGCCCUGGUUAUCAGUCGGUAAACAGCCUGCAUACCAGCUGUGAGUCCAUUGACGUCUCUCUCGGCAGCGGAGGUGGCCUCAGUCAUCACAACUCCACUGGUUUGAUCCCUUCCUCCAAAGAUGACUCUCUUACUCCUUUCGUGAGGACGAACAGUGUUAAGACAACUUUGCCUGAGAGUGAUCCACAGCUUAAUAGGAAUACCUUGCCUAAGAAAGGAUUCAGGUAUACUCCUUCAUCUCAACCACGAGGUAAUGACGAAACUAAAGAGUGGCUGCGUUCGCACUCUGCAGGGGGACUGCAGGAUAACAGCAACAAUUCACCAUUUUCUCCAGGAUGUAGUAUCACCUCACCCUCUGGAACAAGGUUUAACUUUUCCCAACUAGCAAGUCCAACCACUGCCGCCCAAAUGAGCCUCUCCAACCCCAGCAUGCUACGAUGUCACAGCGUAUCCAAUCAGGAUGGGUCACAUGAUCCGUACAGCGAUUCCAGAUUUCGGAACAGUUCCAUGUCAUUGGAUGAGAAGCACAGGACAAUGAGCCGCUCUGGAUCAUUCCGGGAUGGAUUCGAGGAAGUUCAUGGAUCAUCUCUAUCUCUGGUCUCCAGCACAUCCUCCAUUUACUCAACACCAGAGGAAAAGUCACAGUCAGAGAUCCGCAAACUUCGCCGAGAGCUGGAUGUUUCCCAGGAGAAAGUAGCAGCAUUGACAACUCAGUUGUCUGCCAAUGCUCACCUUGUAGCAGCCUUUGAGCAAAGCUUAGCAAAUAUGACGGGAAGGUUGCAGAGCUUGACGAUGACAGCUGAACAGAAGGAUUCUGAACUUAAUGAAUUGCGAAAGACCAUUGAACUGCUCAAGAAGCAAAAUGCUGCAGCCCAGGCAGCUAUAAACGGAGUCAUCAACACACCUGAGCUCUCCUGUAAAGCAGGAAAUGGUUCGACACAGUCAGCAGACCUAAGAAUCCGUCGCCAGCAUUCAUCAGAUAGUGUGUCCAGCAUUAACAGUGCCACCAGUCAUUCCAGUGUGGGCAGCAGUGCAGAGGUCGACUCCAAGAAAAAGAAGAAGAAGAACUGGUUGAGAAGCUCCUUCAAGCAAGCUUUUGGCAAAAAGAAGUCUCCAAAGUCUGCUUCAUCUCAUUCAGACAUUGAGGAAAUGAACACACCCGAUUCGUCCUUGCCAUCCUCGCCCAAGUUUCCUCAUAACGGAUCAACUCCAUCCACCCCAGUGAUGAGAACAUCGCACUCCAAUUCGCUCAUUUCGGAAUGCAUCGAUGGCGAAGCCGAGACAAUUAUGCAGCUGCGCAGUGAGCUGAGAGAGAAGGAGAUGAAGCUGACUGACAUUCGGCUGGAGGCCCUGAGCUCGGCCCACCAACUGGACCAGUUGCGGGAGGCAAUGAACAGGAUGCAGACUGAAAUAGAAAAGCUGAAAGCUGAGAAUGACCGACUGAAGUCCGAGACUCAAGGUAGCUGCAGUCGGGCCCAGUCACAACUUUCCAUCUCUUCGUCCCCGCGCCAGUCACUCGGCCUUUCCCAGCACAGCCUUAACCUGACAGAGUCCAGCAGUCUUGAUAUGCUUCUUGAUGACAAUGUAGAUGGGUCGACCCGGAAAGAAGGCAGACAUGUGAAAAUUGUAGUCUGCUUGCAAGAAGAGAUGAGAUGGAAAGAGGAUUCUCGGAUCCGCCAGUAUAUAGUGGGCUGCAUUGGCGUCAGCGGUAAGACAAAGUGGGAUGUUCUAGAUGGUGUUGUACGCCGACUAUUUAAGGAGUAUAUUAUCCACGUGGAUCCAGUAAGCCAGUUGGGGCUGAACUCGGACAGUGUGCUGGGCUACAGCAUCGGAGAUAUCAUACGCACUAAUAAUGCGGACACGCCUGAAUUGUUACCCUGUGGCUACUUAGUAGGAGAAAGCAACACAAUCACAAUGUCAUUGAAAGGUUUGUCAGAGCACAGCUUUGAUUCCCUCGUGUUUGAGACACUAAUUCCAAAGCCAAUGCUGCAACGUUACGUCUCCCUGCUGACGGACCAUCGCCGUAUCAUUCUGUCAGGUCCAAGUGGUACUGGGAAAACCUUCCUGGCCAACCGGCUCGCUGAGUACAUGGUUCUCAGGGAAGGUAGAGAACUAUCAGACGGGGUCAUCGCAACCUUCAAUGUGGAUCACAAGUCUAGCAAGGAGCUCCGUCAAUAUCUUUCAAACCUUGCGGAUCAAUGCAAUAGUGAAACCAAUGCAGUCGAUAUGCCCAGUGUGAUCAUCUUAGACAAUCUACAUCACGUUGGCUCCCUUAGUGAGAUCUUCAAUGGCCUUUUGAACUGCAAGUACCAUAAAUGCCCUUACAUUAUUGGCACAAUGAACCAGGCUACAUCUUCCACUCCUAAUCUCCAGCUUCAUCAUAACUUCAGAUGGGUCCUGUGUGCUAAUCAUACUGAGCCAGUUAAAGGUUUUCUAGGUCGCUACCUUCGUCGGAAACUGAUAGAAACUGAGAUUAGUACAAGAACAAGAAACACGGAACUAGUGAGGAUCAUUGAUUGGAUCCCCAAGGUCUGGCAUCACUUGAACAGAUUCCUGGAGACUCACAGCUCAUCUGAUGUUACUAUUGGUCCUCGGCUGUUCCUGUCCUGUCCAAUGGAUGUUGACGGUUCAAGAGUUUGGUUUACAGAUUUGUGGAAUUAUUCGAUCAUCCCUUACCUGCUGGAAGCAGUGAGAGAGGGACUGCAGCUGUACGGAAGAAGGGCUCCUUGGGAGGACCCUGCCAAAUGGGUGAUGGAAACAUAUCCAUGGAUUGCUACACCACAGCAACACGAGUGGCCCCCUCUACUGAAGCUAAGGCCAGAAGAUGUCGGCUUUGAUGGUUUCAUACUAGCCCGGAAUGGUGGUUCCAGUAAACAGACCCAGCAGAGCGACGCUGAGGGAGACCCCCUUAUGAAUAUGUUAAUGAGGUUACAAGAAGCUGCAAACUGCUCGAGUCCCCACAGCUACGACAGUGACUCGAAUAGUAACAGCCAUCACGACGAUAUUCUCGAUUCUUCUCUGGAGUCCACGCUGUGAUCAAGCGUUCUGCCAAAAUCAUCUGUCACUUCUGUCCAAAGUUCCUCUCAACAGUUCUGCGGAAGGCGAGGACGCAGAAGAGGAACAAAAACUGACCCAAUAGCUCUCGCUUACUCAGCUGGACAGAAGCCUUGGUUUAUAUUAAAAAAAAAGAUGGGGCUUCAAGUACAGGAUACUUUAGUUCAAUUUUAAAUUUUGUAGCUCUGGUGGGUGCAGGUAACCCUAGGGAGACUAAAUUUGGGGUUUUUAACCCUGCCUGUUUUGUUAUAUAACUGAGAAAUGCACUAUUUCUUCAUUCAGUUGCUGGAGGCAGUUGUGCCAAGCCAAUGAGGAAAUGUUGUACUCUGCAUAAAACUAGUAAGACCUGAUUUUGAAAGGUAUAGACCUAACAUCCUUGUGCCAUGUACUGCCCUGAAAAAAUGUAUCCUAUGCUGCUCUCAGCCAAUCAGUCAGCAGACACUGGACAUUCCAACCAAGUCCUUCAAUAAUGGAGAGCGAGGGAGGGGAGGUGGGUCGGAGGGAAAGAGGAGGUGGAUGUGGAGCCCCCCUCGGCUGAAGGUAGUUUUGGUGCUACAUAACCCACUCAUGUUGCUCUUUGGAAGUUGGAUGAGUUUGAAAGACAAGCCGGCGCAAGAAUUUUGGUCUCUAUUCCAUCAACAGUCUACGUGCUCCGAGCGCGCGGGGCAUGCCUGGGUUGUUCCGCCAACAGGACGCCUGCCGAGAGCAUGGGCGGUCCUCUCCGAGACCCAAGAGAAAUAAUCUCUGGGAACAAGUGGCUGAGCCAGAAAUCAACAAAUAAGUCCCCAUUUUCUCCUGCUCUCACUUUCCUUAUUGAGAACACAUGCAUACAGGUACAUGUAUGCAUACACACACACACACACCUUGAUUGUCACUAAGGCUUGUCUCCUCACCAGGACUGGUAACACCUCCUCUGGAGUUGCACUUUUUCUUUGCAAAAACGUGAAAGAGAAGCUGGAUUGAGCUGUACCUCAGCGAAAAAAAACGCAAUCCUUUAGCCAAAUCCAUGCAAGCCUUUUUUUUUAAAACGACUGGUGCUGGAAAUAAAUGAUGCCUUACUCUCGCUCUCUCUUUUGUACUGGUUUUCUGGUUGUUUAAUUUUGCUAUUUAUUUUGUAUUGUUUCUGGAAAAUAAAAACAGGGCUGGAAUUUCAUCUCAAAACGUCAGUAAGAGUCGAGUUGUUUUUAGUCAGUGUUGUUUCAAAUGAUAUGUUAUAAGCAAGACAAACAAGGAAGCAAAUCGAUGAUUUCUUGGAUCGUGAUCAAACAGCAGCUCACUGUGUUUGAUAUUGUGAGGGUAAAUGUGCCUAACAAUAAAACACCAGACUGCAGAGUUUGACAUUAUGCCCAAUCAAUGAUGCUGUCAAUGCAACACAAAAGAAAUUCUUGAUAGACACUACAAUAAUGUAUAAAUACUGAAAUCAUCCAGUGACUGAGUAAUAGGUUUUUAAAUUGGAGUGCUUGUCGUUCAGUGCUGUUGUCCCCCUGCUUCCAUGUGAUGUAUUAUCACACAAUCCAGUGUUCAUACACUUUGACUGAUCAAUGUGUUUCUCGAUACCUCAAUGGGUUUGUUAAUGCUGCCAUUAAACUGUCAUUACUGUACUCUGAUCAAAAUCUUUCCAUUGUUGCAUUAAAACUGUGAUGACAUGGUUCAGCUCAGAAGGGGUGAAGGGAAUGCGGGCCAACGCUCAAUUAAUUUCUUCUGAGCACAAUUUUCUUUCUUUAAAAUGUGUAAUUAAUUUUUUUAAAUGCUUCCAAUUUUUUUUUUCUUUACGUCCUUUCCCGUCAACAGUGUCUGGUGUUUAAUGGUGUUCUGAGUUUAAGAUGCUAUGCAAUGUUCAUGCUAAUUCUUAACGGGAGCCAAAAAAAAACCUUUUCAAAACUGCCAACAAUUGUACAGGCUGAAAGAGACUUGUAAAUGGCUUUAGCUUAAUUUCUAGAUGGUGUUUUCUGUAAAUUUUGGGAAAUCUGUUCAGUGAUGAAAUGCUGAUCACAAUAAUGAUUAAUGUACCAAACCCAUAUUUGUUACUUGUGAUAAUUUUCACAUGCUUGUUAAAUGGAAGACUAUUUGUAGGAUUUAGUGAUUUCAGUGUUUUGAAUGUGUUUAAUAUGAUGUACAUUUUUCAUUGUAACAUAUAUUGUAAAUAGUUGAUUACAGUAAUGCAUUUUGAUGAAUUUUCUAGCCAUUUUUAAAACACUAGGAAAUCAGUAUUUUGUGUACUGUAUGAUGUGUCAUCCCAUUUGAAUCAAGUUCUGGUCACUCAUUGGAUUCAAUAUGGCCUACACAAGACCAUGUCUCAUUUGAGGAAGAAAUCAAGUUAUUGUGCCAGUCUUAAAUUAUUCCUGAUUCAAUAAAAUGAAUGCUUAUUUAUUCAA
This is a messenger RNA of Hypanus sabinus (Atlantic stingray), 9557 nucleotides long. RefSeq names its product neuron navigator 2a (gene nav2a). The transcript is spliced from 37 exons. Gene Ontology annotation, molecular function: protein binding; ATP binding; ATP hydrolysis activity. Gene Ontology annotation, biological process: nervous system development; neurogenesis. The record is from RefSeq and is a predicted model, not a curated record. Lineage: Eukaryota; Metazoa; Chordata; Chondrichthyes; Myliobatiformes; Dasyatidae. Bases 16 to 7164 code for a protein of 2382 amino acids.